AUGGAGGGGUGGCUUUCAAAAAGGGAGGCGGGGGCGUGACGGACAAAGGCUGCGACGGCCGGAGGUGGAGGCGGCAGGCCAGAGGACCCUGAGGGAUGCCCAAAAAGUUCCAAGGGGAGAACACCAAGUCGGCAGCCGCCCGGGCAAGGAAGGCGGAGGCCAAGGCAGCAGCUGAUGCCAAGAAGCAGAAAGAGCUGGAGGAUGCCUUAUGGAAAGACGAGGACAAACACGUCAUGAGGAAGGAGCAGAGGAAGGAAGAGCGCGAGAAACGGCGCCUGGAACAGGUGGAGCGCAAGAAGGAGCUGCAGCGCCUCCUGGAAGAAGAGGAUGCCAAGUUGAAGGGGAAGACGCCCAAGCCUCUGCCCCCGGGCAAAGUCACCCGCGCGCAGAUUGACGAAGCACUCCGGAAAGAGCAGCAGAAGGAGAACGGGGAACCCGGAGAGAAACUGAAGAGUCACCUUGAGAUGCCCUUGGAAGAGAACAUCAACCGCAGGGUCCUGGAGGAAGGCGCUGUAGAGGCACGGACCAUUGAGGAUGCCAUUGCGGUGCUCAGCGUUGCCGAUGACCUGGACCGCCACCCUGAGCGCCGGAUGAAGGCCGCCUUCACGGCUUUCGAGGAAGUCCAGCUGCCGCGGCUGAAGCAGGAAAACCCCAACAUGCGCCUCUCGCAGCUGAAGCAGCUCCUCAAGAAAGAGUGGAUGAAGUCGCCCGAGAACCCCAUGAACCAGCGGCACAUGGCUUACAACACCCAGAAAUGAGACUGGUGAAGCCCCCCAUGUGUGGGUGUGGGAAGCGGUGCAGGGAGAAAGAGAGAGAGAAACCACCACCUUUUCCCACCCCCCAACACUGAACAGCCUUUCAAGAACAGCCAAGGCCACGGUGGUUCCCUCCAAGCUCCGCUCUACGGAUUUAAAAAAAGGUGCAACUAAUAUCCCCCCUUGCUUCCGUUGACUUCCCCUGUUGGACUCGAAAACCUCCCCCCUCCCCAGACACACCCCUUAAAUUUGGGUUUCCUGAUCUCCUGCGGAAGCAGGUUCAAAUUGGCUCCGAAACUUUUCCUGCGGGGCCAGAUGGGAUUGCCCCGGGUACCUAACCUUCUUUCUCUCUCUUGGGACGGUGUCGUCUUCACCUGCCUCUUUGUGCUUUGGAUGGGGGGCAGGCGGGGAGAGACUCAGGCGUAGCAAAAAUCUGUGCCACCCCCUUCCCUUCCUAACCAACACUUUUCUCUGCCAGGUCGUGUCUCAAGACGGGAGCUAGUUUAGUUUAGAGGUCCUUAAGUCUUCCAAGAUUGGGUUGUGGGUCAGUGGGGCAGGUGUGAAAGCCCUUCCAGGUGAAACAACAAAGAAAUGCCACCCCCCAGCAUUGCAGAAACAAGAAAAAGCGAGGGCAGAUCACUUUGCCAUGCUAGCUUUCUGGGUGCAGGGAAGCCAUGCAAAAUUAAAGUAGCCACCUUUGGGAGAGGAGUUCUUCCUUAGCCUUCCAGUUUUCCAAACUGGCCUUUUACUCUGUUUGUGGAGGGUGGUUUGGUGCAAUCCUGCAAGCUUCUACUCGCGACCCAAAGUAGGGUGCCCCCUUCUGUAAGGAGGAGGCCAAGGCUGUCCCUUGCCAGGACUCUCUGCCCCCACUUAGUUCUUGCUCUGCUGCUUGUUUAUUGAGUGCCUGCAUCCCUCCAGAUACUGCUGCACUCCAUCUCUUGCCACUGUCGUCCCUGACCAUUGACCCUGCUGGCUGCUGGGGGUCCAGUGGUGUCUGGAAGGCCGCAAAUGUCCCUCCAUCUCCGAUUCAUCUGGUAGCACUUCAUUGUCAGCAAUAUGCUUCUUCUUCGGUGUGAUCGGCGCCCAUCUCUUGACUCCAGGGGCAUGCCCAGGAUCAAAACU
Molecule: messenger RNA, 1877 nt
Organism: Zootoca vivipara (common lizard)
Lineage: Eukaryota; Metazoa; Chordata; Lepidosauria; Squamata; Lacertidae
Gene: CCDC124
Product: coiled-coil domain containing 124
Biological process (GO): transcription by RNA polymerase II
Cellular component (GO): nucleus
Molecular function (GO): transcription coactivator activity
Source: RefSeq, a predicted model, not a curated record